CAAACAAUUCAAAGGAGAGCAGCAGAUAUUUUUCACCAUAUGAAGAGGAAAAAACAGGCUUUAAAAGGCUGAUUUAAAGUCACUAUUACCCCUUUGAUGUAUCUUGUACUGUUUUCUGUGUUGGCCUGUUUACUGACAUGUCAUUGUUUGGUCGAAAAGGGCGAGGAGAAUGAGAACCACUGUGGUUUCCUGAAACAGGGGCGUGAAACUACAUCAGUGUCCGUAGAGAUCAGCAACAAAGGUUUUCACAGAGAUGUGGUAACCACUGUGGAGCUCAGCCCUGAUGGGCUCAGUGGUGUCACAGUUUUGCUGGUUCACAGAUGGCCCAGUGGUGUCUACGUUGAUCCAUACCAGCUUGCAUCCCUAAGAGAUCACAGUGAUUGGCAGAUAUUACUAGAUUCAGCCAUUGACCUAGAGGUGCCUGCUCACAAGACUUCAGGAUUUGUCACCUAUGUGUAUCCCACCCUCAAUGAACAAACCCCUGGAUUGAUAAAAGUAUCAAUUCCAAUACAUGGCCGCUAUCAUGAGCCCUCAUUUGUUGGGGAAACUUUCACAUCUGUUCAAAUAGAACCUCCAGAACUGCUGCUGCGGACAGAAAAAUGUACACAGCUGAACGACUUAAAGCCUCAUACAGUCGUGGACGCCCCCUGUGCUGCUGACAAUUCAAGCACAUGUCGUUGGGUUAAAAUCCAGCAUCAGCAGGAGAGCAGCUAUGUGAGUUUACAGUUACCGGUUGGCGACGGGUCUUUGGUGACGCAUGUAUGUGGAGGAACUCUUCUAGUCACAAUGAUCUGCUGUGCUGCACUUUCCAAAUUCAUAUUGAAACAUCAAAUCGUUUAAAACAGUGAUGGUCAGUUUGAGAUGUUAAGUUUAAAAGUGUUCAACAUGUAUUAAAUUCAACAGAAUCCAGAUAACUCAGGUAGUGUGUUUCUUAGGACCAGCUACGGUUAAGCAAACAUUUAUUUUAGUUACUACUUUUUUUGUACAACAGUGACCAUUCUUAUAAUCCUGACUCUGAAGUCAGAAUAAAGCCCAGAACAUACUGAAAGAUAGUUUAUUUACUUAGUGUGACGCACUUAACUCAAGAGCGUCUCCUGUCACCACCUUUCACAAUGUUAGGAAAUCCUUUAUCCCAACGGCAAACAAUGUUUUACAUAUAA
Messenger RNA from Scomber japonicus (chub mackerel), 1160 nucleotides. RefSeq names its product phosphatidylinositol glycan anchor biosynthesis, class X (gene pigx). The coding region runs from base 97 to 840 and encodes 247 amino acids. The transcript is spliced from 6 exons. The record is from RefSeq and is a predicted model, not a curated record. Gene Ontology annotation, cellular component: endoplasmic reticulum membrane. Lineage: Eukaryota; Metazoa; Chordata; Actinopteri; Scombriformes; Scombridae. Gene Ontology annotation, biological process: GPI anchor biosynthetic process.